GGAUCUUUUAGAAGGGAAACUGCUACUUAGAGACGUAUGCUUAGAAAGGACAAUGAGUUUAGACAGCAAUAUUCAUCUAUUGUUCUGCUAACUGUUAAGCACUUCUCUAUCUCUAGCAUCAUACCCCAGUCACCCGGUUCCCGUGAAUGUGAAAUGACUGAAUCAAACUGAGGAGGUCAAAACACUUCUCAUAUUUAAAAACUUGUAAUCUUUUGUUAGCUUGGAAGAGCAAAACUUCUAAAGUUCUUGAGAGAUGGCUUUAGAGACAUGUGGAAGCUGUUUGAGUUGUCUGCUGAUACCUCUUGCACUUUGGAGUAUUGUUGUUAACAUCCUAUUAUACUUCCCUAAUGGGAAAGCUUCACAUGCUGCCAGUUACCAGCUUCCCAACUACGUGUGGUAUUUUGAAGGGAUCUGUUUCUCAGGUGUGAUGAUCCUUCUGUUGGCAGUAAUUCUAAUAACACUGGAGUGCAGCGUGUUCUAUCGGUGCUGCCAGAGCGAGAGCUGUAACAAAACCUACAGGAGUUUUAUUUCAAUUGUGUUAGCCCUGCUUGGAGUUGCUUUCUCUGGAUACAGUUGCAUCAUCUUUACCCUGGGGUUGAUCCAAGGCCCCUUCUGCAAUUCAUCAGGUGGAUGGGAUUAUAUUUUCAAAGACACUGCUGGAGGGUACCUCACAGAUUACCCUGCUUGGUCUCGGUGCACCGAACCUGCUAACAUAGUGGAGUGGAACACCAUUUUACUCUCUAUUCUGAUAGCUCUUAGUGGACUGCAGUUGAUCAUCUGUUUUCUCAAAGUGGCUGCUGAGUUGAAGCGGACACUCUGUGGGACCUAUUCUGUUUUUGUCCAGCCCAGGAUUCUCUGAAAAUGGCAAGGAAAUCUUCACUGCUUCUCCCCCACUCCCGGAAAAAGAGAGAAAUGGCUUCUCCACCAUUUGCAAUGGUAGAUUUGGGUGCUGCAAAGACAAAUGAAACCCUCGUCUUACAUCCUUGUCUCUCACCCUCUCUACUUUGAAUGAAGUUAUUUGAACUGUUUGACAUCUAUAUUUUUCUAGUUGUUUUCUAACGUGUCGGGUUGUCCUUGGCAGUGCUUCUUCAUUUUUUUUACCCUCCAGCUUGUUCUGACAAUAGGGAGGUUUGAAUACCGUGGAACUGCUUUUGUAUUGAAAUCACCUUCUUUUGAAUAAACUGCUGUAA
This is a messenger RNA of Pygoscelis adeliae (Adelie penguin), 1190 nucleotides long. RefSeq names its product transmembrane 4 L six family member 18 (gene TM4SF18). Bases 254 to 859 code for a protein of 201 amino acids. Lineage: Eukaryota; Metazoa; Chordata; Aves; Sphenisciformes; Spheniscidae. Gene Ontology annotation, cellular component: membrane. The transcript is spliced from 5 exons. The record is from RefSeq and is a predicted model, not a curated record.